GGUUGUUGGACUGCGCAGAGCACUUCCAUAAAAUUGUUGACAUUGACGCAGCUGGGGACGCUCUGCUCUUGUUCAGUUGCAUGCAGACAGAACCAUCACGCCUUGUUGAGGACCGUAUCGCUUCAUUUUUGAAUGACGAUCAGUCACCUAGACUUCGCCAUAUCGCACUUCGUGCCGCCUGCCAAAUAACCACCUGGCGAGAACUCUUCGACAAGUUCACUGAUGAACUUCUUUGUCAUCCGAGUCAUUCCUUCUCUCAUGCUGUUCUGAAGGCCAUUUGUCCCAUGGUCCCAAAUGAACGCGACAAAGACGAAUUUUAUAUCACCAAUGCAAUCAACCUGCUCAACUUCACCGAAUGGCCCGAAGAUAGUGAUCUAGCGAUCUCUCCCCUGCCCAAAAUCCAGCGUCUUGUAUACUUCGUUUUACCUGCGCCCAAGGUUGACGAUCUCGCAAUGUAUACUCAUUACUGCCGUGCCCUAAUUCGUCACAUGGGCAGAGAUCAACCUGUUCAGUUCCGCUAUUAUGCCUCACGUAUUGUCUGUAACGCCCGACAAGACCUUGUAAAGUUCAUCACUGCUGCCGGAGCUGACGAGUCCUUACGAGACUCCGAGAUCUGCCCAGCCCUCAUCACCACACUUUUUACUUGCGGCAAUGAUUUGUUUGCCUUUAUUCGCCAAGGUUAUUGCGUCCCCUGUUUCCGUCUCGUCUUCACUCUUGCACAGAACCCCGACUGGCACCCUCACCUGAUCCGGGAUGGCUAUAUCGAAAAGUGGAUUACAAACACAUUCACUUCCAGUCAUCUCGCUCAAUGCCCUAGCACUCGCUCUCUCAUUCGUUCUAGCUCUUACUCUCCUACUCGUUCUCAUUCUCGCUUCCGCUCUCCUAUUUGUAUUAUCCCUUCCCCUCCCACUCGUUCUCGUUCCAGCUCCCGCUCUCCCAUUCGUAUUAUUCCGUCCCCUCCCACUCGUUCUCGUUCCAGCUCCCGCUCUCCCAUUCGUAUUAUUCCGUCCCCUCCCACUCGUUCUCGUUCCAGCUCCCGCUCUGUCAUUCGUACUUUCUAUCACUCUCUCACUCGCUCUCGCUCUCGUUCUCGCUCCCACCCUCUCAUUCCUACUGUCUAUCACUCUCCCACUCGCUCUCGCUCUCGUUCUCGCUCCCGCCCUCUCAUUCCUACUGUCUAUCACUCUCGUCCUCGUCCUCGCUCCCGCUCUCCUAUUCAUCCUCGUUCUCGCACUCGCAUCCGUUCUCGCUCUCGCAUCCGUUCUCGUUCUCGCUCCCGCCCUCCUCUUCACACUAUCCCUCGCAUUCACGCUCCCUCUCCCCGCGCUCCCUCUCCCCCCCAUCGGUAUUCUUUCACCAACAUUACUAGCAAAGAAGCUCGUUGUCUCUUUUACCUCGCUGGAAUUUCCCUCCGUAUUGCUCCCCCAGAGCAGGCCGCAUCUUUCUUCAGCACCAUCACAACUAUGCAUUGGUGGGACUUGAUGAGGGUGCAUGGUAUAUCAUCGAGUCUUGCUCUUACAAUGAGUUGGACGAUGGCAUCGAGAGCCUCCCAGCUCUUGUCAGGGGUACAGAAUGGCACAUGCCAUUAGAUGCUUCGAAGCUUGAGCUUGAAUCGCUCAAUAAAUUGUUAGCCAAAACUCUUGACGUGUUACGACAACAACAAAGUCCAGAUGAGAGUAUCAUAUCUGCAGUAGCGGGUUUGCAGAGUAUCGUAUACGAGAGAUUGGUGGCCUCACUUUCAGAUAGUAUGGACCUGGGGGUGUUUGGAGAACAAAGUGCAGAAGAGGCUCCAGAUCUUCCGUCCCAUGGAUCUACAUGAUCACUUAGCCAUUGCGUUGCCCAGCUUUUCCUUGUAUUGUGUAAUUCACUUCCCUCCAGUAUGUAAUCUUUG
Suillus subaureus is the source of this 1891-nucleotide messenger RNA. RefSeq lists its product as uncharacterized. Lineage: Eukaryota; Fungi; Basidiomycota; Agaricomycetes; Boletales; Suillaceae. The transcript has a single exon. Bases 81 to 1589 code for a protein of 502 amino acids. The record is from RefSeq and is a predicted model, not a curated record.